Pantherophis guttatus is the source of this 5244-nucleotide messenger RNA. The record is from RefSeq and is a predicted model, not a curated record. Lineage: Eukaryota; Metazoa; Chordata; Lepidosauria; Squamata; Colubridae.
CUUUCCUCUGCCCUCUUUUCUUUUGUGCAGAAAGAUUUCACGAUGCGAGAAGAGCUGCAGCAGAGUGACGUGGAACGCUGGCUGGGAUUCAUCACCUUCCUCUGUGAAGUCUUUGGCACCAUGAGGAGCAGCACCGGGGAGCCCUUCCGUGUACUUGUCUGCCCCAUUUACACCUGCCUCAGGGAGUUGUUGCAAUCUCAGGAUAUAAAAGAAGAUGCGGUUCUUUGCUGCUCAAUGGAGUUGCAAAGCGCCGGCCGGCUGCUGGAAGAACAGCUUCCCGAGCUGAUGACGGAACUGCUGGCCACUGCCCGCGACAAGAUGCUGUGCCCCUCGGAGUCCAUGCUGACGCGGUCCUUGCUCCUGGAGGUGAUUGAGCUGCACGCCAACAGUUGGAACCCCCUGACCCCGACCAUCACGCAGUAUUACAACAAGACAAUCCAGAAACUGACAGCUUGAAGGCAGCAGGCGGGCGCAGCCCAGUGCCGGGAGCAAGACAUGCACUUUAAAGAAACAACACAAAACACACAUUCAGAAUAUUCUAAAAGGACGCAGGAGCGCUCGAGUUACAGGGACUGGAGAAGGGACGGUGUGACCGUUCAGUGGUCCGAUUCCUAAAAAGACAACCCGCAGCAUGUUUAAGAAUACGUUCGAUGGGGCGAAGCAUGUCUUUUUUUCAGUCGCGUCCUCAGGUGCCGCCCCCUCCUCCUUUCUUCCCUCUCCUCCCCGCUGUGGUUUUGUUGAAAGUUCCCUUUUAUGCAACCCGUGGCUCAUCGACUCAACGUCCCGCCAAGCUAUUGUUGCGGCUCAGGAGGAACAUGGCCGGUUGAAUAGCGACUUGGAGGGCAAGAACGGAUGGUCUCCGAAGCAUUGUAGCAGCUUGCGUUGGCCAACUGGCGGGAGGCAGGCCACAGCAGAUGUCUUUGGGGGAGAGGAGGGGGGGGGACAAAGACAGACCUGUUCCACCCCAGAUGCUGGUAACUGACAGCUUUUGUCAAGCCAAAAGAUCAUCCGCUCUUCAUCCCUCCCCGCCUUCCUCUCCUCGUGUCUUCAAAGGUUGGUCUCCUUAGCUGUCCUCUGUGGCUCCCUACCCCAAACCUCAUUCUAGAUUAGACAUUGAGAAGCGAUUUUUUUUUCUGCCCUUUUUUGGGGAGGGGGUGUUGGGGGCAAGGUAUUUGCAUUUGCACUGAAUAUUAUUUUCCUUUGUGGGUUUUUUUCUUCCAUUCUAUAAAUAUAUGUAUAUAUAUAUAUGUCUGUAUAUAUACAUACACAUAUUCUUAUAUCAGUGCUUCCCAAACCCGGGUAAAUAACCCACCAUUGGGUAAAAGUGUUUUUUUCUUUUUGGUUAAAGGUACACAACCCCAUUACUCAAUCACAAAAGGGACACUGACAUUGAUGGAAAGGGUUUUGUUUUGUUUUUUAACCUAUCUUGGGCUGAAAGGACUUUCCAAUACGUGGUUUUUGGGAAUGAAAGAAAACUUGGGAAGGACUGCCUUAGAUGAGCAGACAGCCUGCUCUUUCGUUUUUUGAAAAAGUGAAGUCCGCGAUGAUGUGAGAUUGCAGAGAACAUGCAAGGAUCCUGAAGGAGAGGGAGCCCAGGCCAAACGCCACUCAAAAAGUAUUAUUGCCAUUAAAAUGUCUUGCCAACAGGUUUGCGGUGAAAAAAGCCUGAUUCUGUACAGACUUCGAUGCAAUUCUCUUCCACAGGGGACUCCAACCUUGGCAACUUUAAGCCUGGCGGACUUCAACUCCCAGGGUUCCCCAGCAAGCUUUGGGGAAUUCUGGGAGUCGAAGUCCGCCAGGCGUGAAGUUGCCAAAGUUGGAGACCCCUGCUCUUCCACAUGUUCUGAUUGCUAUGAGAAACCCCAGGGCUAUACAGGCAGUCCUCAACUUGCAACCAUUGGUUUAGCGACCAUUGAAAGUUACAACAGCUCUGAAAAAAAAAAAGGAUUUAUGACUACUUUUCACACUUACAAACGUUGCAGCAUCCCCAUGAUUUCUUGAUCAAAAUUUGGACGCUAAGCAACUGGCCUAGGUUUAUGACGGUUGCAGUCAGUGGUGGGAUUCAGCCAGUUCGCACCACUUCGGGAGAACCGGUUGUUAACUUUCUGAGCAGUUUGGCAAACUGAUUGUUGGAAGAAAUCAUUAGGGCAGAGAAACCAGUUGUUAACUUACUUGAAUCCUACCACUGGUUGCAGUGUCCCAGGGCGAUGGGAUUCCCCUUUCGCAGCCUUCUGACAAGCAAAGUCAGUGGGGUAGCCAGAUUCGUUUAACAACUGUGUGACUUAACAGCUGCAGUGUUUCACUGAAUAACUCUGGCAAAAGAAAAGUAGUCAAAUGAGGCAGAACUCACUCACAGCUCUCUUGCUUAGCAACAGAAACUUUGGCCUUAAUUGUGGUCGCACAUUGAGGAUUACCUGUAUUAGCUUUUUGCAAAGUUUUUGACCCAAGUGUAAAACUCUGGGAAUUCCCACGCACACACAUUUCUGAAUAUCUCGAACCAGCUCUCUACCAGUACAUCUAGUCCAGAGGUGGGGAACCCUGGAAUUCUGGGAGUUGAAGUCCACAAAUCAUAAAGGGUCCAUGCUUCCCCACCCCUGAUUUAGUCAGUGUAAAAAAAAAGACAGUGUGUUCCCUCUGAUGGCAUUACACAACUCUACGUUCCUUAAGUAAAUUUUUUUUUUUUCAUUUUAGGUAAGUUGUUAUUUAUUUAUUUUUGAUAAAUGGGGACCAGUUGCAUCACAACACCAGUGUUAUUUAUUCAUUUAGAUCAGCUGGCGGGGAGAAUUCUGGGAAUUGAAGUCUCCGCAUUUUAAAAUUCCCAAGGGAAGGAAACAACUGAUCUAAAUGAAAAAUGCCAGCUCCUCAGGAGCAUUUAAGGAUUUAAAUUUAAAGCUGGAAAUGUAAUAAAAUUCUGGACUGAACAUUUAAUUUAAUGUGGGAGGGGAAAAUAUUGUCACCCUGCCGUCUGUUUUCUAAAAUAUAAGAAUGACUGUUUAAAUAUUAACAUAUGUAAUAACGUAUCAGCUCUGCUGUGUUUAACACACUUGGUGUUUCUCAUAUUAAUUAUAAAUAUAUGGAUUGGCUUGAAUUGUGCAGAGAAGCAUACAGGUAGUCCUUGACUUACAACCCUUUGUUUAGCGACUGUUACAACAGCACUUUAAAAAAAAGUGACUUACAACCAGUCCUCACACUUAUGACCAUUGCAACAUAGUCAUGUGAUCAAAAUUCAGCUGCUUGGCCACUGCCAUGUAUUUAUAACUGUUGCACUGUCCUGAGAUCGUAUGAUCGCCAUUUGUGACCUUUUCAGCCAGCUUCUGAUAAGCAAAGCUGGGGGAAGCCAGAUUCGCUUAAUGACUGUGGCAAAAGUGGUCCUUGUUUAAUGGCCAGAUGAUUCACUUUAACAACUGCAGUGAUUCGCUUAACAAUCCACGGCAAAAAAAGGUCAUAAAACUGGGCGCGGCUCACUUAACUGCCUUGCUUAGCAACGGAAAUUCUGUUCCUAAUUGUGGUCGUAAGUCGAGGAUCGCCUGUAACUUAGAUGGAGACAAAAACUGAGUGCCAAUUAUUCUCAGAGUUGACUUGCAGCAAAUCCGCUGAUGGUGAAGAUUGAAGAGUGAGCAAAACUAAUAGUAAUUAAGUUGGGGGGUGAAUGAGGGAUUUUAAUACACCGUGGUUACAAUUAUGGUAGGGGCUAUACUGUCGUAGCCUAAUAUUAAUUCAGGGAGCUGAGUAGGAAUGAGGAAUUAAGACUUGAAGUUCUUCAGUCAUCCGAUGAAUAGAAGGUGAGUUGUAAGUAUGUGUUAGGUGGAAUUUCUGGAGUAGGGAAAUGUUUCUUGUUAAGACGUUUUAAAAAUCCAAUAGCUUAGCCUUGGAAUUUAAGGUGAAAUGUAUCAGUGUUUCUCCCCUACCCCAUCAUGUCAGAACUUUAGUUUAUAGUUUGCUCAGCAAGCUGACCAGUUAAAUGUUUUUUUUCUCCAUAUGAAGUGAAAGGUUAAUGUGAGAAUAUGCUAUUGAGGGAAAGAAUACAGAAUAACAGAGUUGGAAGGGACCUUGGAGGUCUUCUAGUCCAACCCCCUGCUUAGGCAGGAAACCCUACAGCACUUCAGACAAAGGGUUAUCCAACCUCUUCUUAAAAACUUCCAGUGUUGGAGCAUUUACAACUUCUGGAGGCAAGUUGUUCCACUGAUUGUUCUAACUGUCAGGAAGUUUCUCCUUAGUUCUAGGUUGCUUCUCUCCUUGGUUAGUUUCCAUCCAUUGCUUCUUGUCCUGCCUUCAGGUGCUUUGAAGAAUAGCUUCACCCCCUCGUCUUUGUGGCAGCCCCUGAGCUAUUGCAAGAGAUGAAGGGUUCAAUAAGACAGACUUCCCAUAGAUCAGUGCUUCUCAACUCUCAACUUGAAGAUGUGUGGACUUCAACUCCCAGAAUUCCCCAGCCAGCUCUGCUGGUUGGGGAGUUCUGGGAGUUGAAGUCCACAAGUCUCAAAGUGAUAAGGUUGGACAACCAUCAUCUGGCAAUAACUGGAUCUGCUGUCCUUUCCUAACUCUUAAUUUAGAAAACGCAUCUUUCCGAUUCUCUUCCUUUGACCCCUGACUUCAUUGCAAGAUGGUCCCACUCUUCUGCAGAAUUCGAUCUGUCUCCUAGCCUCUCGCUCAAGCCACAAAGACCCAGGCUCCUACGUGUAAAUUAAUAUUUUUUGCGCCACAUGAACUUAAUUCAGAUUAUGCUUGUGCGCAGCCAUUUGAUUGCUCAAAUCAGCCCCAGGAUUUGCUCAAUUAUUUUUAGGCGUGUAGACUAUCCAUGUAUAUACAUCUAACACGACCACGUUUGCAGAUGAUCCAGGAAAGGAAAGUAUUUGCUUUCCCAAAAGGUGGCAUCUCGAGGGUACCAUAUUUUUCGGAGUAUAAGACGCACCUACCUUUUUGGGUGAGGAAAAGAAGAAAAAGAAAUCUCCCUCUGCCUCUGAGCAAUUUUGCCUCCUUGCAGCAAACAGCCUGCUUUACUUUCAUUUUCGUUUUCAGCAUAGCUUGGUUAGCACAAGGAAAAAUAUCUGUUCCAGCAAUUUAGUUCUUUGCAGCAAGCAGCAGAGCCCUGCGCAAAACAACUGAGAGCAAAUCAGCUGAGAGUCGGGAGGCCGAUCCAAUCAACUUGUGCUAAUUAGGCUGUGCUGAAGCUGAAAGGAGCUGUUUUUUCUUGCUGUUUGCUUGCAAGGAGGUAACUGCUGCGAGGCAGAGGCCAAAGGGUGGGGC